This is a messenger RNA of Elgaria multicarinata webbii, 908 nucleotides long. It is a transcript of the gene ATP6V1G2, whose product is annotated as ATPase H+ transporting V1 subunit G2. Gene Ontology annotation, cellular component: vacuolar proton-transporting V-type ATPase complex. Lineage: Eukaryota; Metazoa; Chordata; Lepidosauria; Squamata; Anguidae. Gene Ontology annotation, biological process: proton transmembrane transport. The record is from RefSeq and is a predicted model, not a curated record. Gene Ontology annotation, molecular function: proton-transporting ATPase activity, rotational mechanism. Bases 75 to 431 code for a protein of 118 amino acids. The transcript has 3 exons.
CCUUGCUAGGAUAUGGUACCCGGUUGAGUGGAUGCAGGAGGAUCAGCAGGCUUGAGCAUCAUUGCUAGGGAACCAUGGCCAGCCAAACCCAGGGAAUUCAGCAGCUGCUGCAGGCGGAGAAGAGGGCUGCCGAGAAGGUGGCAGAGGCUCGAAAACGCAAGGCAAGGCGGCUGAAGCAGGCCAAGGAAGAAGCCCAGGCUGAAAUUGAGCAAUACCGCUUGGAGCGUGAGAGAGAGUUCCAGCAGAAGCAGCAGGCGGCGCUGGGCUCGCAAGGGAACCUGUCUGCUGAGGUGGAAGCCCAGACACGCAAGAAACUGCAGGCGAUGCAUGGAGGACAAGCCCGGGGCAAGGAUCGGGUCCUUCGUCAACUUCUUACCAUUGUUUGGGAUGUCCGCCCCCAAAUACACCCCAAUUACCGUGCGGCUGUCUAGGCGACCCAUUGACCCAGCCUGGAGUUGCCACUUGGUUGCCUAGGGGACCUUAUUGGCCUACAGCCUCCACAAAUCCCUGAGCCCUAAAGAUUUAGCUUUAUAUCCCCCAGAAUCUCAGCUCCCCCAUCUCUCUCUAAAACUCCUCAGAAUCCUAUAAAUCUAACUACAGAUCUAAACCACUUAGAGAUGUAUUUUAGAUAUGGUAAGUGGUAUGUAAAUAAAAAAUAACAAUUAAUAACUUCCUGUGGUCCCAGAAUUUCCCCGCCAAUUAUUUUUAGUACUUUGUCAUAUUCCAUAUCAAGACUCUGAAUCUCAUUUGAUGGUAUUAACACUUCAUUCUUCCCAAAUUUGCAGGGGGAAGAAGGGGGAGAGGAAUUGACUCCACAACUAUUAUGAAUGCUCUCAGCACUUUCCCUAAAAUGACAUGUCCCAGCUUUAAAUCUGCAUCUACAGACCUGUCUCCAUCCAGCCCCGUCU